Molecule: messenger RNA, 802 nt
Organism: Cylicocyclus nassatus
Lineage: Eukaryota; Metazoa; Nematoda; Chromadorea; Rhabditida; Strongylidae
Source: the annotation of a GenBank genome assembly
AUGGCAUAUCUGUGGAAUGAGAUGCUAGUUACUGGUGCAAACCGUGGAAUUGGCUAUGGUUUGGUCAAGCAAUUGCUCAAAGACAAGAACAUUCAGCAUGUGAUUGCCACAGCUCGUGAACCAAGCAAUGCUAAAGACCUGAACGAGAUCUCCGACAAGAGGCUUUCAGUCCUUAAGUUGGAUGUGACGUCUGAUGAAUCAAUCAACAAUCUCUACCCCCAGGUCGAGAAAAUAGUGGGAGAUCGCGGACUUACAGUUCUGAUCAAUAACGCUGGAAUAUUUGUGAAAUACUUCACAAACCAAGAACCAAAUCGUGCCGAUCUCAUCAAAAACUUUGACACCAACACUGCUGGUGUAGCCGUCCUUACACAGAAAUUCCUCCCACUAAUACGAAAAGCGGCCAGCCAAAUAUCUACGGACGAGUUUUCCGUUGAUCGUGCCGCUAUUCUUAACAUAUCUUCCGGUGUUGCCUCAAUUGCCGAUAACACAUCAGGUUCAGGUCAAAGCGGCAUGCUGGCUUAUAGGAUCAGCAAGUCAGCUUUGAACUCUCUAAUGAAAACCAUGGCUAUUGAUCUGGAGAAAGAACAUAUUCUUGUCGCGAUGUUUUGCCCAGGAUGGGUGCAGACCGACAUGGGCGGAGCUGGUGCCACUAUUUCGAUCGAUGAGUCCACGGGAGCUUUGAUUCCAUCGUUUUACAAAUUGACAAAAGAGCAUCAUGGCGGUUACUUCAGACGAGAUCUUACUCCCAUGCCAUUCUGAAAUUUUUGUCGUUGAUUUUCUAAUUCAAUAAAUAUUGCAUGUA